GCCCCGAUACUGUACCUCUCAUUGCUCUGUACAUCGUCGGCGUUCAGAACACGACCAUGAAGCUCGCCGUUCUCACUUCCGGGGGCGACAGCGCCGGAAUGAAUGCGGUCGUCCGUGCGGUGGUGAAGGCGGGCAUCCUGCAAGGCUGUGAGACAUGGGUCGUGCGAGAAGGCUACGAAGGUUUGGUACGGGGCAAUCAAGCCGAUGAGCACCAAGAUGCUAUUCUACCUCCCCCUCCCCCGGAAGUCCGCGUCAAGGACGUUAAUUUUCUGAAGAACCUGAGAUUUGGGGACGGUGCAUUACUGAAAGACGGAACUGGCGAUCUUCCCUCCGGUCGAACGCUCAAGGGCCGUUAUAUCGUCCGCGUUGGUUGGGACGACGUCCGAGGAUGGUUAACGGAGGGAGGAACUCUCAUUGGGACAGCGCGAUGCAAGAGCUUCCGUACGCCUGAGGGACGGACUGCAGCUGCCUACAACAUGAUCAAGGAGGGUAUCGAUGCCCUCGUUGUCUGUGGAGGAGAUGGGUCAUUAACCGGCGCGGACGUGUUGCGAUCGGAAUGGCCAAAGAUUGUAGGUACUCUGCGCGAACAAGGCAAAAUAUCCGAGGAACAGUACAAGCUACAUGGUCACCUCAAGAUCGUUGGACUGGUUGGCUCGAUCGACAAUGACAUGUCCAUGACAGACCUUACCAUCGGCGCUCCUACCGCUCUACAUCGAAUUUGUGAAGCACUAGACAACAUCAACUCCACCGCCAUUUCGCAUUCUCGGGCCUUUGUGAUCGAGGUGAUGGGACGGCAUUGUGGCUGGUUAGCUCUCCUUGCCGGGUUGAGUUCCGGUGCAGACUUUAUAUUCAUCCCAGAGUCUCCACCAGAGACGAAUCCUUGGGAAGAUGAAAUGUGCGCGAAGAUCCAGCGGCAUCGCCAUAUGGGGAAACGAAAGACAAUCGUUAUCGUCGCGGAGGGCGCUGUUGACAAGGAGUUGCAGCCAAUACGCGCAGAAUACGUGAAGGAUGUCCUCUCCGAACGACUGGGACUGGACACUAGGGUGACGACGUUGGGACACACUCAACGAGGUGGCAAACCCUGUGCUCUGGACAGGAUCUGGCCGACGCUGCAAGGCAUAGAAGCCGUAAAAGCUCUCUUGGAAGCAACACCCCAAACUCCUUCAUACAUGAUUGGCAUGUGCGAGAACAAAAUCACUCGCAUACCCUUGAUGGAAGCCGUGGCUGCUACACAAGCCGUUGCUACCGCUCUUCAGCAGAAGGACUUCGCUAAGGCUAUGUCGCUCCGUGACCCAGAAUUCGUCGACAGCUUGGAGGGCUUCUUCGCCACGUCCGGGUUGGAUAAGGAAGGGCGAUUACCCAAGGAGCAGAGGAUGCGUGUUGCCAUCAUGCAUAUCGGUGCUCCAGCUGGCGGAAUGAACGCGGCUACCCGAGCCAUUACGCGGUAUUGCUACCGCCAAGGUCACACGCCGAUAGCCGUGCAGAACGGUUUCCUCGGGCUUCUCGACGAUAGCGUGUAUGAACUGUCCUGGCUCACCGUGGACAACUGGAUGGCGCGUGGCGGUUCCGAGCUGGGUACGAACCGUACGUUGCCCGACGUCGAUCUCGGCGCCGUAGCCGCGAAGUUCCAGCAGCACAGGAUUGACGGCCUGAUCAUGAUCGGAGGGUUCGAAGCUUUCACUUCGCUGCUAAUCCUGGAACAAGGCAGGAAGCACUAUCCGGCGUUUCAUAUCCCCAUGACGCACCUUCCUGCCACUAUCUCGAACAAUGUUCCGGUUACUCAAUUCAGCCUUGGUUGUGAUACCAGUUUGAACGCGCUGCUGGAGGCGUGUGACUCUAUCAAGCAGAGUGCUCAGGCGAGUAGGAACCGGGUAUUUGUAGUGGAAACUCAGGGAGGGAAAUGCGGUUUCUUAGCCACCUUGGGCGCUCUGGGGUGUGGUGCGGUUAUUGUCUAUACUCCGGAGACAGGGAUUUCGCUGGAUAUGCUUCGGAAUGACGUCAAAUUCUUGAAACGGCGAUACGAGCUAGAUGUCAAGGGGCAUAAUGAGGGGCGUAUCGUCAUCAGGAACGAGGCAUCAUCGCACAUCUACACCACGGAUAUGCUCACGAAAAUGUUCAAGGAAGAAGGGGGGAAGUUAUUCGAUUCUAGGUCUGCGUCCCUUGGACACACUUUACAGGGCGGCAUCCCCUCGCCCAUGGACCGAGCUCGGGCUGUCCGGCUGUCUCUGAAGUGCAUGGCAUUCCUGGAGGAGCACCACGAGGUCUUACGGAAGCAGACAAAGAGACAAACAACUCCCAACACCGCCGCUGUCAUAACUAUUCAGGGAUCUGCGAUCAAGUGGGUACCUGUGAACGACAUGGUCGAGCACGCCGACAUGAAGAAUCGGACGGGUAUACAUGGAUGGUGGCAAGACAUAAGGGAGCUCGUGGAUGCAAUGGUUGCGAGACCGCAAAUAGUGUAGAGAAUAGAAAGCAUCUGAGUACUUAAACUAUUUGGUGUAUUGCUAUCGAUAGAGACAAGGAGUGUCCUGCGCUUUGUACUAUAGUUCUCGUAAUGCACGCUAAACAAGGACCCACAACGCGGUGGGUGACGCGG
Gloeophyllum trabeum ATCC 11539 is the source of this 2596-nucleotide messenger RNA. RefSeq names its product 6-phosphofructokinase. Gene Ontology annotation, biological process: canonical glycolysis; fructose 1,6-bisphosphate metabolic process; fructose 6-phosphate metabolic process. Gene Ontology annotation, molecular function: monosaccharide binding; 6-phosphofructokinase activity; ATP binding. The transcript has 12 exons. The record is from RefSeq and is a predicted model, not a curated record. Bases 57 to 2462 code for a protein of 801 amino acids. Gene Ontology annotation, cellular component: mitochondrion; 6-phosphofructokinase complex; cytoplasm. NCBI's taxonomy places the organism in Eukaryota, Fungi, Basidiomycota, Agaricomycetes, Gloeophyllales, Gloeophyllaceae.